This is a messenger RNA of Heteronotia binoei (common prickly gecko), 2928 nucleotides long. Its product is annotated as zinc finger protein 14-like. Gene Ontology annotation, cellular component: nucleus. Gene Ontology annotation, molecular function: RNA polymerase II cis-regulatory region sequence-specific DNA binding; DNA-binding transcription factor activity, RNA polymerase II-specific. Bases 205 to 2928 code for a protein of 907 amino acids. The transcript is spliced from 7 exons. NCBI's taxonomy places the organism in Eukaryota, Metazoa, Chordata, Lepidosauria, Squamata, Gekkonidae. The record is from RefSeq and is a predicted model, not a curated record. Gene Ontology annotation, biological process: regulation of transcription by RNA polymerase II; central nervous system development.
AUUUGGCGUGAGUCGAAGGACGAGAGCUCUUGGCUUGUGGCUCUUAGCCUGGGGGCUCUGCGAGAAGCCAGAAAAACCAGGAACUGGGGGCCCUAAGCUCCUUGUGUCCCAAUAAGAGAGAAAACUCUCUUCAUAGUGAAGUGAAUAAAGGCAACUUUUCAGAGACAGAGGUGGCCCAAGAGAAGGGGAAGGAGAUGGAAUAUAAUGACCCAGAAGGACCUGGAACUGACAAGACAGCAAGCAAAGGCCCCUGAUCCCAUCCCACCUGGAAGUGGUGUUGAAUUCUGGGAAAGGGCUGUGUCAGAGCCCCUGGCUAAGGACACCAUGACCUCAGAAGGAUGUUGCCAACGUUUCUGGCUAUUCCGCUACCAUGAGGUGGGUGGGCCCCGAGAGGUUUGCAGCCAGCUCCAUUUACUUUGCAGCCAGUGGCUGAAACUGGAGAGGCGCACCAAGAAGCAGAUCCUGGACCUGGUGAUCCUGGAGCAGUUCCUGACUCUCCUGCCCCAGGAAAUGCAGGGCUGGGUCAGAGGAUGUGGGCCGGAGACCAGUUCCCAGGCGGUGGCCCUGGCCGAAGGUUUCCUCCUGAGCCAGGCGGAGGAGAAGAGGCAGGCUGGACAGAUGCGGGGACCACCUUUGGAGAUGGAAGCUGCAAUCCCUGAGGCAGAAGGAGCUUCCUUGGAGCAGGGGCAGAGGGUGCAGGCGGUGGAGCGUGCCCAAGAUGCCCUCUCCUGUGGAACAGGCAGUGAAGAGAUGCCAUUGAGCCAUUGUCUUUUCAGAGGGGUGGAAAAGGCUGCUGCACCUCCAAUCCAGGGUCCCUUUUCCUUUGAGGAGGUGUCGGUCUCUUUCACGGAGGCAGAGUGGGCCCUGCUGGAUCCGGGACAAAGAGCUCUGUACAGGGAAGUCAUGCUGGAGAACUAUGAGAACGUGGCCUCUCUGGUAGAGGAUGAUCUGAGGAAUGAGGGUGGGGAGAAACUUCAUCAGCAAAUGCCAGAUAGAGUAAAAAAUGAAGACUUGAAUGAAAAUGUAAAGAAUGGAGACAGACCUAAAAGAAAGAAAGGUGGUGGUAUGGCUGAGAAGCGUGAUGGAAGAAAGCAGAAUGUACAUUUUCCAAAGCACAGGAUAAAGAAGGCAAGCAAAUCAAUUCAGUGUGGAAAGAAUUUCAGAAAUACAUCACAGCUCCUUGUCAACCAAAGAAUAUACAGAGAGGAGACACCUUUUGAAUAUUCAGAGAUGAGAAAUGAAUUCAGUCAGAGUAGCUUUCUUCAGCUCCACCAAAAACCCCACACAGGAGAGAAACCCUUUAACUGCCCAGAGUGUGGAAAGAGAUUCAGAACAAGUAGCAGUUUUCAACAUCAUCAGAGAACCCACACAGGGGAGAAACCCUUUGAAUGCUCAGAGUGUGGAAAGAGAUUCUGUACAAAUUGUAAACUUCAACGUCAUCAGAGAACCCACACAGGGGAGAAGCCUUUUGAAUGCUCAAAGUGUAGGAAGAGAUUCAGUACAAGUGGCAAUCUUAAGCAACACCAAAGAAUUCACACAGGGGAGAAGCCUUUUGAAUGCUCGCAGUGUGGAAAGAGAUUCAGUAAAAGUGUUAAUCUUCAGCAGCACCGAAGAACCCACACAGGGGAGAAACCUUUUGAAUGCUUGGAGUGUGGAAAGAGAUUCAGUCAGCAUAGCAGUCUUCAAUAUCAUCAGAGAACCCACACAGGGGAGAAGCCUUUUGAAUGCUCUGAGUGUGGAAAGAGAUUCAGUCGGAGUGGCCAUCUUCAAUAUCAUCAGAGAACCCACACAGGGGAGAAACCUUUUGAAUGCUCAGAGUGUGGAAAGAGAUUCAGUCAGCAUGGCGGUCUCCAAAAUCAUCAGAGAACCCACACAGGGGAGAAACCUUUUGAAUGCUCAGAGUGUGGAAAGAGAUUCAGUAUGAGUGGCACUCUUCACCGUCAUCAGAGAACCCACACAGGGGAUAAAGCUUUUGAAUGCUCAGAGUGUGGGAAAAGAUUGAGUACUAGAGGCCAUCUUCAAUAUCAUCAAAGGACUCACACAGGGGAGAAACCUUUUGAAUGCUCAGAGUGUGGAAAGAGAUUCAAUAUAAGUUGUCAUCUUCAAUAUCAUCAAAGAACCCACACAGGGGAGAAACCUUUUGAAUGCUCAGAGUGUGGAAAGAGAUUCAGUAUGAGUGGCACUCUUCAACGUCAUCAGAGAACCCACACAGGGGAGAAACCUUUUGAAUGCUCAGAGUGUGGGAAAAGAUUGAAUACGAGAGACCAUCUUCAAUAUCAUCAGAGAACCCACACAGGGGAGAAGCAGCACCAAAGAACCCACACAGGGGUGAAACCUUUUGAAUGCUCAGAGUGUGGGAAAAGAUUCAGUCAGAGUGGCCAUCUUCAAAAGCAUCAGAGAAUCCACACAGGGAAGAAGCCUUUUGAGUGCUUAGUGUGCGUGAAGGGAUUCAUUUGCAGUGGUCAUCUUCAAUAUCAUCAGAGAGCCCACACAGGGGGGAAACCUUUUGAGUGCUCAGAGUGUGGGAAGAGAUUCAGUAUGAGUGGUAAUCUUCAACAGCAUCAGAAAACCCACACAGGGGAGAAACCUUUUGAAUGCUCAAAGUGUGGAAAGAGAUUUAGUCGGAGUGACCAUUUUCAACAUCAUCAGAGAACCCACACAGGGGAGAGACCUUUUGAAUGCUCAGAGUGUGGAAAGACAUUCAGUCGGAGUGACCAUCUUCAACAUCAUCAGAGAACCCACACAGGGGAGAGACCUUUUGAAUGCUCAGAAUGUGAAAAGACAUUCAGUCGGAAUGGCCAUCUUCAACGUCAUCAGAGAACCCACACAGGAGAGAAAACUUUUGUGUGCUCAGAGUGUGGAAAGAGAUUCAGUACAAGUGGCAGCCUUCAAAAGCAUCACAGAACCCACAUGGGAGAAAUAAUUUGA